Molecule: messenger RNA, 2177 nt
Organism: Erinaceus europaeus (western European hedgehog)
Lineage: Eukaryota; Metazoa; Chordata; Mammalia; Eulipotyphla; Erinaceidae
Product: TBC1 domain family member 23-like
Exons: 1
Coding region: 9-1799 (596 amino acids)
Biological process (GO): embryonic brain development; retrograde transport, endosome to Golgi
Cellular component (GO): trans-Golgi network
Source: RefSeq, a predicted model, not a curated record
CAACAGCAAUGGCGGAAGGAGAAGAAGUGCUGCUGCUGCCAACGUCGGGCGGCGACAGCUGGGAGAACGAUCUUGAAGAUGCUCUGGAAGCAGGAGGUUGUGACCUUGAAACUUUAAGAAAUAUAAUUCAAGGGAGACCAUUGCCUGCUGACCUAAGGGCCAAAGUUUGGAAGAUUGCACUCGGUGUUGCAGGAAAAGGUGAUAGUUUGGCCUCAUGGGAUGGCAUUUUAGACUUGCCAGAACAAGACACUAUUCACAAAGAUUGUCUGUCAUUUCUGGAGCGACUUGCAGUGCCGGAAGAAAAGGCAGCAGAGCUUCUCCUGGACGUCGAGUCUGUGAUCACCUUCUACUGUAAGUCGCGCAGCGUCCAGUACUGUGCCUCACGUGGCUGGCUGCAUCUACUCAAGCCCUUGGUGCAUCUCCAGCUGCCACGCAGCGACUUGUACAACUGCUUCUACGCAGUCAUGAACAGAUACAUCUACAGAGAUUGCUCGCUGAAGGGGAGACCAUUCCAUCUUUUUCGAUUACUCAUCCAAUACCAUGAGCCUGAGCUAUGUUCUUUUCUUGAUACAAAGAAAGUCACUCCAGACUCCUAUGCACUCAACUGGCUCGGAAGCCUUUUUGCGUGCUACUGCCCCACUGAAGUCACUCAGGCAAUAUGGGAUGGGUAUCUUCAGCAAGCAGAUCCAUUUUUUAUUUACUUCUUAAUGCUGAUAAUCCUUGUUAAUGCAAAAGAAGUGAUUUUAGCACAAGAGUGUGACAGCAGGGAGGACGUCAUCAAGUUUUUAGAAAACACUCCAUGCAGUUUAAAUCUGGAAGACGCAGAAGACCUUUUCUCCCUGGCUCAGUAUUACUGCAGCAGAACACCAGCUUCCUUUAGGAAGGAUAACCACCAUCUCUUUGGUAGCACUUUGUUGGGGAUUAAGGAUGACGACUCAGACCUGAGUCAGGCUCUCUGUCUGGCUGUGUCAGUGCCGGAGAUCCUUCAAGCAAACCAGUUUCAAGGGGAUGGAGUCUGGUUCUUUGUGGUUGACUGCCGCCCUGCAGAACAGUAUAAUGCUGGCCAUCUGUCCACUGCGUUCCACCUAGAUUCAGAUCUGAUGCUGCAGAGCCCCUCGGAGUUCGCGCAGUCAGCCACGUCCCUGCUAGAGGCCCAGAAGCAGUCCAUCGAGUCGGGCUCUGUGGCGGGCUGGGAGCACCUGUGCUUCAUGGGGAGCGGCCUGGAGGAGGAGGACAUGUACACGAACAUGGUGCUCGCACACUUCCUGCAGGGUGAAUCUUCUAAUGGCUCCAAUGAUAGAGGAAUGAAAUCUCUAGUAAAUAAGAUGACUGUUGCUCUCAAGACAAAAUCCGUUAAUGUCAGGGAAAAAGUUAUCAGUUUCAUUGAGAACACAUCAACUCCUGUGGACCGAAUGUCUUUCAAUCUUCCUUGGCCAGACAGAACACGUACUGAGCGGCACGUGAGCAGCAGUGACCGGGUGGGCAAGCCUUACCGCGGCGUGAAGCCCGUGUUCAGCAUUGGCGACGAAGAGGAGUACGACACAGAUGAGACUGGCAGUUCUUCAGUGUCAGACGAUGACAGGAAAGAGGUCGUGAACAUUCAGACUUGGAUAAACAAGCCCGACAUCAAACACCAUUUUCCUUGUAAAGAAGUGAAAGAAAGUGGACACAUGUUUCCUAGUCACCUGCUGGUCACCGCGACGCACAUGUAUUGCUUACGGGAGAUUCUCUCCCAGAAAGGAUUGGCCUACAUACAGUCUCGACAAGCACUAAAUUCAGUAGUUAAAAUCACAUCUUAAAAAAAGCAUCCUGAACUAAUUACUUUCAAGUAUGGGAACAGCAGUGCUUCGGGGAUAGAGAUCUUGGCCAUUGAAAGGUAUUUGAUCCCGAAUGCAGGAGAUGCAACCAAAGCCAUAAAGCAGCAGAUCAUGAAAGUGUUGGACGCUUUGGAAAGUUAAUAUGAAUGAGGAUUAUUUUUCAAAGGAAUCAGUGCAACCAAAAGAAACACAGAGCUACUUUCUCAGCUGAAUACUAAGCGGAGAUGUUUGUUCAUGAGGAUGUUUGGAUUGUCAGUCUGAAAGUGUGAACUACUAUAAUCACUCUCUGGACAGUUUAACAAUUUUUAAAAAAAUUAUUUUGCCUUUUUGGUUUUAUAAAAUGAUUCACUAUAAAUGUCA